Molecule: messenger RNA, 1113 nt
Organism: Trypanosoma brucei brucei TREU927
Lineage: Eukaryota; Euglenozoa; Kinetoplastea; Trypanosomatida; Trypanosomatidae
Product: procyclin-associated gene 1 polypeptide
Exons: 1
Coding region: 1-1113 (370 amino acids)
Biological process (GO): symbiont-mediated evasion of host immune response
Source: RefSeq, a predicted model, not a curated record
AUGCGAAGAACAGUGGCAUUUUUAGUAGUGGCGUUAGUAAGUGGUUGUUGUCAUCAUGCGGACGCUGGGGCAGCUUUGAAAUUGUCCGCAAUAAAAGCGUUAUGUAAUACCUCAAAAAAACUAAAGGCUGUGCACGGUUUCGUCGAGCAGAAACUCAUGGAGGCUGACAGAAAACUCGAGGAAGUCCAACUGCUCCAGAAAGUCGUACGACUGAAAUUAUUGACAGAAUGGAACAAAGGACUGAAGUGUGGAACACUAAGAGUAUUCCUUACACAGGUAAGAAUCAAUGAGCAGAACAUGGUCAGGGAAGUGGACGAGUUGUGGGACGUUGGAAGGAGAUUAGUGGGAGAAGCGGGCAUUGCCGCAGGAAGAUUGGAUGAAAUGGUGUCCGUUUUCGUUCAGGCCCAUAGAGACGCGAAUAACUCUUGCAUCGGUGGUCUAAGUGUGAAUUUCCCUGAAGAAGUGCUACCCAGCUGCUACGCCAAGAACAAAGACAGCGGUGAGUGGGAGUCUCUCAAAAUUACAGAAGGCGAAAACCUUUUUGAAAAUCCGUUCGAAAUGAAUUUGGAAAGCGUGCUUCACGAUAGCUUGCUUGUGGAUGGAGGUGACCCAAGGCACGACUUUGGCAAGGAUUUGGGAUGCCAGCUUACAGUUGGGAAGGCGGGCGGUGGCUAUAUGGGAAAUGGCGAUCUCUCUGAGAAUAUCAUAUGGGGUGACGGAGUGCUCGGUGUCGUCAAGUCGGGAUCCCAGAUGACGGGGUUUAAGGGAAACACCCGGGCGACAACGUAUGACACCGCAGUGGUGUGGGAGGAAAAUCCAACGGGAGGGAAUCCCACCCUAGUAAAGGUGGUGAAAGACUAUAAACUAUUUGCAGAACUGGAAAGAAAAGUCGACGCGUCGCAUAAACAUUUAGUAGAUCGUUUCGUUCAGGAGAAUCUGUAUGUGGAGGAUCUCGGGACACUUGGGAGGAAAGCAAAUUCUGCUGUUGAUAAAAACACGGAGGGGGAAGAUGACGAAGAAGAAAAGAGCAUGGAGGACUGGGUGGCGCAAGUGGAUGGGGAACGUGUGGAGGACAGGCUUCUGGGGGAAGAGUUGAAGGAUUGUGGGGUAUAA